Messenger RNA from Wasmannia auropunctata (little fire ant), 831 nucleotides. RefSeq lists its product as uncharacterized. NCBI's taxonomy places the organism in Eukaryota, Metazoa, Arthropoda, Insecta, Hymenoptera, Formicidae. Gene Ontology annotation, biological process: detection of chemical stimulus involved in sensory perception of smell; sensory perception of smell. Gene Ontology annotation, cellular component: plasma membrane. Bases 1 to 831 code for a protein of 276 amino acids. Gene Ontology annotation, molecular function: odorant binding; olfactory receptor activity. The transcript is spliced from 3 exons. The record is from RefSeq and is a predicted model, not a curated record.
AUGGACUUCCAGCUUGGAAAAUGCGGCGAUAAUAAUUCCAGCACCGCCGUUAUGGGCGAAUUUAUCAACACUGACGCUCAAGACUUGGAAUGGGCGAUCGGAAUAAAUCGGAUUUCUCUGAAGAUCAUCGGCCUCUGGCCAAACGAGAAGUACAAUCGUUGGCAAAAACUUGUGGCUAAUCUACGCGCCAUCGUUAUUUUUUUCACCAUGUUUUGUGUAAUAGUCGUACCCGGAAUAAUAGCGUUAUUGAGGAUCUGGGGUGAUAUGAUGGCCAUGGCAGACAAUAUGCAAAUCAGUCUGCCCUUCUCAGUGAGCGUCAUGAAAUUUGUGAUUAUGUGGUUCCGCAAGAAAGAUCUCGAACCGGUCAUAAACAUGAUCGUGGAGGAUUGGCUAAGGACGAAAACUGCACAAGAACGAAAUAUUAUGAUAAAACACGCGAGAUAUGCCAGAACAAUGGUCAUAUUCGGAUGUAUCAUGAUGGUCAUCGCUUUAGUCGUUGUCAUCAUUGCUCCUUGCUUCGGAUACACGAUGAGAUAUCUAACAAAUUUGACAGACCCGGGAAGACCGAUGCUGGUGCAAACGUAUUAUUUGCGGGACAUAACGGAGACCCCAUACUACGAAAUCGUGAUCGCCGCCCAGGCUACGGCGAACUUAAUGGCCGCGAUUUCUUACACGGGCCUCGAUACCUUUCUGUGCUUGCUUGUAUUCCACAUAUGCGCUCAAUUGGAGAUUCUUAAGAAUCGAUUGCUCAAUUUGGACAGCUUCAAAAACUUUAGCACCGGAUUGUCCUUCAUUAUCCAGGAUCAUCUACGUCUCAUUAGGUUGUAUUAA